Gopherus flavomarginatus (Mexican gopher tortoise) is the source of this 7918-nucleotide messenger RNA. RefSeq names its product ARFGEF family member 3 (gene ARFGEF3). The record is from RefSeq and is a predicted model, not a curated record. The coding region runs from base 372 to 6986 and encodes 2204 amino acids. Gene Ontology annotation, biological process: regulation of ARF protein signal transduction. Lineage: Eukaryota; Metazoa; Chordata; Testudines; Testudinidae. The transcript is spliced from 36 exons. Gene Ontology annotation, molecular function: guanyl-nucleotide exchange factor activity.
CUUCCCGGGCUAGGAAAUCCUCUGCCACCUUUUCCCGGGGCCUCUCUGCGCUGGGGAGCCCGGCUCCAGGCAGGCGCUGGCCGGGGCUGAGGAUUCGGCCUCCUCGCGGCAGCAGCGACACCUCCCGCCGCCUGCCGGAGCCCAGCUGCACCGCGGGGACCUGCCCGCGGGGGAGGAGGCAGCGGCACAAACUGACGUGUCUCCGUCAUGGAGCUGAGCGUGAUUCAUCAACAGCAGCUGCAGCAGCAGCGCGCCCGGGGCAGGAUGCUGCGCACCGUCCCCGCUUAGAGCCGGGCAAGAGGCGACACCCGCUCUGCCGUCUGCAGCCGCCUUUCCUUGCCGCGGAGCGCAGGGCCCCUCGGGCAGCCAAGAUGGAAGAAAUCCUGAGGAAGCUGCAGAAGGAGGCGUCGGGGAACAAACACAAAGCGAUCAAGGAGAGCUGCGGCUGGGCCAUUGAAACUUUGGAAUCUUCUGAUGCUGCUGCUACCAAGAUCCCUCCAUAUCAGCUGAGGGAGAAGUGUCUCCUCCCACUGCAGCUGGCUUUGGAAUCAAAGAACGUGAAGUUGGCCCAACAUGCUCUAGCAGGGAUGCAGAAGUUGCUGUCUGAUGAGAGAUUUGUAUCCGUGGAAACAGGCUCAGAUGAGAAGCAGCUACUAAAUCAGAUGCUGAAUGCCGUCAAAGUGACUCCUUCCCUGAACGAAGACCUGCAGGUAGAAGUGAUGAAGGUUUUGCUCUGUAUCACAUACUCCUCCACAUUUGACCUGAAUGGAAGUUCAGUGCUAAAGAUUGCUGAGGUUUGCAUUGAGACAUAUGUAUCUAGCUGUCACCAGCGGAGUAUUAACACCGCUGUGCGGGCAACCCUCAGCCAAAUGUUGAGUGACUUGACUUUACAGUUACGACAAAAGCAAGAGAAUACGACAACUGAAAAACAUGAAGCCUUGCAAGAGUUCAAGAGCCAAGGUUCUACAGUAGAGUCCCUUUGCGAUGAUGUUGUGUCUGUCCUCACUGUGCUCUGUGAGAAGCUUCAGGCUGUCAUAAAUGAAAAUCAGCAACUGCAGCUUCUCUACCUGGAAUGUAUUCUCUCAAUGCUAAAUAGUUCCUCUCCCAGCAUGCACAAUCACAGAGGAUUCACUGACCUUAUUUGGAAGCAAUUGUGUCCAGCCCUUGUAGUAAUCCUGGGAAAUCCAAUCCAUGACAAAACAAUCACCUCUGCCCACAGUAGCAUCUGUCUCGAGGCCAAUUCGCCCUCUUCAGGGGUCGCUGAUCAUGGCCGAGGGUCAGGUUGCUCCUCCACAGCACCUGCCCUCAGUGGCCCUGUUGCUCGGACCAUAUAUUACAUUGCUGCGGAACUGGUUCGAUUGGUGGGGUCAGUAGAAUCCAUGAAACCUGUGCUCCAGUCACUCUAUCACCGGAUGCUGCUGUAUCCCCCACCCCAACACCGAGUGGAAGCCAUCAAGAUCAUGAAAGAGAUACUAGGUAGCCCACGACGGCUCUGUGAUUUGGCAGGACCCUGCUUCUCUGAACCAGAAUCCAGAAAGAGGUCAAUCUCGAAAAGGAAGUCCCAUCUGGAUCUUCUCAAACUUAUCAUGGAUGGGAUGACUGAAGCUUGCAUAAAAGGUGGUAUUGAAGCAUGUUAUGCCUCCGUUUCUUGUGUCUGUGCCCUGCUCGGGGCAUUAGAUGAACUAAGCCAAGGGAAAGGCCUUAAUGAGGAACAAGUCCACCUGCUACUCCGACGCCUGGAAGAAUUGAAAGAUGGGGCUGAGACAAGCCGAGACUCCAUGGAGAUCAACGAUGCUGACUUUAGGUGGCAAAGGCGCAUCCUGUCAUCGGAACAUACCCCCUGGGAAUCGAGAAAUGAGAAGAGUCCUGACAUUAGCAUUAGUGUUACCACAGAUACUGGUCAAACUACUUUGGAGGGAGAUAUGGGGCAGACUACUCCAGAGGAUAAUCCCGAAGAUCAAAAAAACUCUCUGCAGUCUCCAGCUGGCCAAGACUUUAAAGAGAUUGGGUGUAAAGAGCCAGAAUCAGAAACAAUAGAGCAGCCAGAUGUGGUUCAAAGGAGUCAUACCAUUGUUUAUCCAGAUAUAACUAACUUCCUGUCGGUUGACUGCAGGACACGGUCCUAUGGAUCCAGAUACAGUGAAAGUAACUUCAGCGUUGAUGACCAAGAUCUUUCUAGGACUGAAUUUGACUCAUGUGAUCAAUAUUCCAUGGCAGCAGAGAAAGACUCUGGGAGGUCAGAUGUCUCAGACAUAGGGUCUGAUAACUGUUCCCUGGCUGAAGAAGAGCAGACCCCAAGGGACUGUCCAGGUCAUAAGUCUUCAUGUACCGCUGCUCUCUCUUUGAAAUUACUGAAGAACCAAGAAGCAGACCAGCACAGUGCCCAGCUGUUUGUCCAGUCCCUUGAAGCGCUUCUUCCUCGGCUUAUAACACUCCAUAGUGUAGAGGAGGUGGAUUCAGCACUCCAGAAUUUUUCCUCGACCUUCUGCUCAGUUAUUCACCUUAUCCACGCCCCCAAAGUGACGUCAAUGGAAAGUCCAAGGAGGCAGCAGCACAGAACUUUCAAACCCUCACGAGAUAUGAUGUUCUCACCAGGAUUUGAGGGGAACCCCAAUUUCAGCUUCCAGACUUUGAUGAAUGCAGACAGUAUCUACAUGGUCUCUCACUACACCCUUCUUCUCAACCUGAAGUUAUCCAACUCUGACUACUACAGGAAGAAACCUGCCCAAGUACCUGUGUUGCUGAAGGAGUUUAUGAAGCAGGUUCAGGCCAGUGGAGUAUUGAUGGUAUUCUCUCAAGCGUGGGUUGAGGAGCUCUACCAUCAGGUACUGGAAAGGAACAUCCUGGGAGAGGCUGGUUACUGGGGAAACCCUGAGGAGUACCGUCUUCCGCUCAUCACCAUGUUGACUGACAUUGAUGGCUUGGGGAGCAGUGCUAUAGGUGGGCAGCUGAUGGCAUCUGCAUCAACACAAUCUCCUCUCACCCAGAACCAGAAGACCGAUGAUUCUGUUGUGGCAGGUGUUGCUUUUGCCCGAUACCUUCUGAUCGGUUGCUGGAAGAAUUUGAUUGAUACCUUAUCCACACCUUUGACUGGUCGAAUGGCAGGAAGCUCCAAAGGGUUAGCAUUCAUCCUGGGAGCUGAAGGAGUCAAGGAGCAGAACCAGAAGGAGAGAGAUUCCAUUUGUAUGAGCCUGGAUGGACUGAGGAAGGCAGCCCGGCUGAGCUGUGCUCUAGGGGUUGCUGCUAAUUGUGCAUCUGCCCUUGCCCAAAUGGCUGCUGCCUCCUGUGUUCAAGAAGAGAAGGAGGAAAGAGAUGCCCAAGAGCCCAGUGAUGCUAUAACUCAAGUGAAACAGAAGAUGGAGCAGAAGCUGGAACAGAUGGGGAAAGUGCAGGGAGUCUGCCUGCACCCUGCUCAUGUUUUGUGCAUGGAUGCCAUCCUCAGUGUGGGCCUGGAAAUGGGAAGCCACAAUCAAGACUGUUGGCCACAUGUGUUCAGGGUGUGUGAAUACAUCAGCACUCUGGAGCACACCCAUUUCAGCGAUGGCGCAUCUCAGCCCCCUCUUACUAUAACCCAAUCACAGCAGGCCACGGGAGGGUUGCAGGUGGAUUAUCCAUCUACAAACUCUCCCCAGGAACUGACCCCUGAGCAGGAGACUACCCUGAGCAACAAUCCUGUCAUCCAGCCCGUCUCCAUCCAGGACCUCAUCAAGGAGGGUAGCAAGGGCAGAGCUUUCGACUUUCGUGGAGGCAGCCUGCUAAGUGGAAGCAAUGCCGCCAAGGCUGUCCUCAUCCUCUCCACGCAGGCUGACAGGCUAUUUGAAGAUGCUGCUCACAAGCUAAACCUGAUGGCACUGGGUGGCUUCCUAUACCAGCUCAAAAAAGCUUCUCAGUCCCAGCUCUUCUACUCAGUCACAGAUACAGUUGAUUACUCCUUAGCAAUGCCAGGUGAAGUAAAGUCUACCCAGGACAGGAGAAGCGCACUCCAUUUGUUUCGUCUUGGAGAUGCCAUGCUCAGGAUUGUACGGAGUAAAUCCCGCCCAUUGCUCCAUCUCAUGCGCUGCUGGAGCCUGGUGGCACCUCAUCUUGUAGAGGCUGCCUGUCAUAAGGAGAGACAUGUUUCUCGGAAGGCUGUCUCCUUCAUCCAUGACAUCCUCACCGAGGUGCUGACAGACUGGAAUGAGCCCCCUCAUUUUCACUUCAGUGAGGCGCUGUUCCGCCCCUUUGAGCGCAUCAUGCAGCUGGAGCUGUGUGAUGAGGAUGUCCAGGACCAGGUGAUCACGUCUAUAGGAGAACUGGUGGAGGUGUGUUCCAUUCAGAUCCAGUCCGGGUGGAGGCCCUUGUUCAGUGCACUGGAAACAGUGCACAGCAGUAGCAAGUCAGAGCUUAAGGAGUACCUCGUUGGAGAGUAUUCUAUGGGGAAAUGCCAAGCUCCAGUUUUUGAUGUUUUUGAAGCAUUUCUCAACAUAGACAACAUCCAGGUCUUUGCCAAUGCCGCCACUAGUUACAUUAUGUGCCUUAUGAAGUUUGUCAAAGGACUUGGAGAAGUGGAUUGUAAGGAGAUUGGUGAUUGUGUGUCAGGAUCUGUGUCUACAGACUUGUGCCUUCCCGCUCUUGAUUACCUCAGGAGGUGUUCUCAGUUGCUAGCCAAAAUCUACAAAAUGCCCUUGAAGCCAAUUUUCCUCAGUGGCCGGCUGGCCAACUUGCCCCGAAGAGUGCAGGAGCAAUCAGCCAGCAGUGAGGAUGGGAUUGAGUGUGUCCUUUCUGACUUUGAGGAUGACUCUGGCCUUAUCAAUGUCUGGAUCAUUCUACUGGAAGAAUUAACUACUGCUAUAUCCAACUGUCCCCGCCAGCACCAGCCACCCACCCUGGAUUUACUCUUUGAGCUGCUGAGAGAUGUUGCCAAAAUUCCUGGCCCAGGAUUUGGCAUUUAUGCAGUUGUACAUCUUCUACUCCCCACAAUGUCCCUCUGGCUCCAUCGUAGCCAUGGUGACCAUGCUUACUGGGAUGUGGCAUCUGCUAAUUUCAAGCAUGCAAUUGGCCUUUCCUGUGAACUGGUAGUGGAACACAUUCAAAGUUUCAUUCAUUCAGACAUUGGCUACGAGAAUAUGAUUAAUACAAUGCUAAAAGAUCUCUUCAAGUUGUUGGUAGCCUGUGUGGCAGAGCCUACAGAAACAAUCUCCAGAGUUGGCUGCUCAUGUAUCAGGUAUGUCCUCGUGACAGCAGGGCCUGUUUUUACUGAAGAGAUGUGGAGGCUUGCAUGCUGUGCAUUACAGGACGCGUUCUCUGCGACUCUUGAGCCAGUAAAGAACCUAUUGGGCUAUUUCCACAGUGGUUCUGAAAGCUUUAGUGGCGAUGCCUGUGAAGUGAAGGUGGCAGCCCCAUCUCUCUCUCCCAGUGCUGAAGCUGAGUACUGGAGAAUCCGAGCCAUGGCACAACAGGUUUUCAUGUUAGACACCCAGUGCUCACCAAAGACCCCCAACAACAAGGAAGGAUUUGAACAUGCUCAGUCCUGUGUGCUUAUCAUCGAGCUGCCUGCUGACAAGAAACACAAUGGGCAUACCCAGAAAAGUAUCCCUUUCAGGACAAUAGUGGUGAGUCUGUUGUCCCAUCAAGUGCUGCUCCAGAAUUUAUAUGAUAUCUUGCUGGAAGAGUUUGUGAAGGGCCCUUCUCAUGUGGAAGAGAAGACAACACAAGUGCCAGGAACCAAACUGGCUGGUUUCCUCAGGUAUAUUUCCAUGCAGAAUUUGGCUGUCAUCUUUGACUUACUGCUGGAUUCUUAUCGGACAGCCAGAGAGUUUGACACAAGACCUGGGUUGAAGUGUUUGCUGAAGAAAGUGUCUGGCAUUUGUGGAGCUGCCAACUUAUAUCGUCAGUCAGCAAUGAGCUUCAAUAUUUACUUCCAUGCCUUGGUUUGUGCUAUACUGACAAACCAGGAGAACAUCACCGCAGAGCAGGUGAAGAAGAUCCUAUUUGAGGAUGAUGAAAGAAGCACAGACUCCUCCCAGCAGUGCUCUUCAGAAGAUGAAGAUAUUUUUGAAGAAACUGCCCAAGUCAGCCCCCCAAGGGGGAAGGAGAAGAGACAGUGGAGGGCUAGAAUACCAUCUUUGAGUGUUCAGCCAGUGAGCAAUGCAGACUGGGCUUGGUUAAUCAAAAGGCUUCACAAGCUAUGCAUGGAGCUCUGUAAUAACUAUAUCCAAAUGCAUCUGGAUUUGGAGAAUAAUGUGGAGGAACCUCCAGUUUUCAAAGGUGACCCUUUUUUCAUCCUACCAUCCUUUCAAUCUGAAACCUCCACCCCAUCAACCGGAGGGCAGUCUGGAAAAGAUACACCCUCAGAAGAUGACAGAAGUCAAAGUAGGGACCACUUGAUAGACAAUCUAACGCCCAAGGGAGGGAGCGGAGAAAUGCUGCUGCUACCACCAUUGAGCCCUAAAAUGGAGAAAAAGGACCAAGCCAGGAAAAAAGAAUGGUGGGAGAGUGCUGGCAACAAAAUCUACACCAUAGCCACUGAUAAAACUAUCUCCAAACUCAUGACGGAGUAUAAGAAAAGGAAGCAGCAACAAAACUUAACCUCUUUCACCAAAGACGUCAAAGUGGAAAAGAAGGGAGAGUUGUUGGGCUCAAGAGGGCAGGAUUCACCACUCCCCCAGCGACCGCAACAUCUGGUGGACCAGGGCCAAAUGAGACAUUCCUUCAGUGCUGGCCCAGAGAUCUUGAGGCAGGAGAAGAGGCCACGCUCAGGAUCUACAGUCAGCUCCCUGAAUAUAUCUGUGAGAGAUGCAGAGGCACAAAUACAGGCAUGGACCAACCUGGUGCUGACAGUUCUCAACCAGAUUCAGACCCUGCCUGACCAAACAUUCACCGCUCUCCAGCCAGCUGUGUUUCCCUGUAUCAGUCAGCUGACUUGUCAUGUGACCGAUAUCCGUGUCCGUCAGGCUGUGAGAGAAUGGCUCGGAAGAGUGGGAAGGAUCUAUGAUAUCAUUGUAUAAAGGAAACGUGUUUAUUAGCAAGGGGAGAAGGAAUCAAAGGCUUUUACAGGGGAAGGUAUUCUCACGUGUACAGCCUGUCUGCUGUAGCUUGCUGGGAUCCCCACCAUUUGCAGCUAUAUUUACCCCCACUGCCAGUACCACUGGUUCAUAGGAGUCAGACUGGACAAGAGCGGGCAGUGCUACUCUUCAGUUGGCCAGAAGAGGCCUGUGGUGGACUGAGUCCCCUGCUCCCUCAUGCUCCCAGCUGGUGCAGAGUUGACUAGCACACAGUCUGUGUGUGUACUGGUAUAAAAACAAACAAAACCAAAAUCUUCAUUUCAAAAGAUGAACCUCAGCCAACAAGAAAAUGCUCAUUCUGCAAGGAAUUCCAUGCAAGUGGAACACCAUGUGGGUGCAUGGUUUCUCCUGUGCUUAUCUCCUUACAGGAUUGGGUCCUAAGUUUCUGAUAGAAUCUCGGUGCUUUAGCAUAUUCUGGGGGAAGAAAAGACUUCAAACAGACAGGAUAUUGCCAGUAAGUUUGAAUUGCUGGCUGAUCAAUAACCAGGGUAGGUGUAAUGGAGGGUCAUCUCUGUGUGUGGACUCUUAAGACAAUCCCUCUGCCAGAUGGACAAUGUCCACCUGGUGCUCUCUUAGUAAGUAGCCCCUAAUUGAUCAUUCUUUUGGUUGUUCCUCUAUUGUACUUAAAUCUCUAUAAGUCUAUAUGUAAAUGUACCUCUGCACCUUAAACCUUUCUGGGUAUGUCUAUACAGCCCAUGGCAGCAAGUCUCAGAGCCCAGUUUGACACUCAGGCUAUGCUAUGGUGCUAAAAACAACCACGUAGACAGUGUAGCUCAGGCUUUGAACCUCCCUCCCUUCUUUAGGCUUCAGAGCCCAAGCAGCUACACAUCAAUUUAGUGCUGUAGCAUGAGCUGGGCUGGUUAGCUCUCUAGUGC